AUGGCAGGGAACCUGAAGAAAGGCGGGGGGCUCAUCGGGAUGAUGAAGGAUGCGUUCCAGCCACACCAUCACCACCUCCACUCCCAUCACCAGCCCGGGGCCGUGGACAAAAAGACGGUGGAGAAAUGCUGGAAGCUGAUGGACAAGGUGGUGCGUCUGUGCCAGAACCCCAAGUUGGCCUUGAAGAACAGCCCCCCUUACAUCCUGGACCUACUGCCUGACACCUACCAGCACCUGCGCACCAUCCUGUCCCGAUACGAGGGUAAAAUGGAGACACUGGGGGACAAUGAGUACUUCCGGGUCUUCAUGGAGAACCUGACCAAGAAGACCAAGCAGACCAUCAGCCUGUUCAAGGAGGGCAAGGAGCGCAUGUAUGAGGAGAACUCGCAGCCCAGGCGAAACCUGACCAAGCUGUCGUUGAUCUUCAGCCACAUGCUGGCUGAGCUGAAGGCCAUCUUUCCCAACGGUCUGUUUCAGGGCGACAACUUCCGCAUCACCAAGGCAGACGCUGCAGAGUUCUGGAGGCGCGCCUUUGGGGACAAGACCAUAGUGCCUUGGAAGGUGUUCCGUCAGUCUCUCCAUGAGUUCCAUCCAAUCAGCUCCGGGCUGGAAGCCAUGGCCCUGAAGUCCACCAUCGACCUCACCUGCAACGACUACAUCUCUGUCUUCGAGUUUGAUAUCUUUACCAGACUGUUCCAGCCUUGGUCAUCUCUGUUGAGGAACUGGAACAGCCUAGCAGUGACUCACCCAGGGUACAUGGCCUUUCUCACUUACGACGAGGUCAAAGCACGGCUACAGAAGUUCAUCCACAAGCCUGGCAGUUACAUCUUCCGACUGAGCUGUACGCGGCUGGGCCAGUGGGCCAUUGGCUACGUGACAGCAGACGGAAACAUACUCCAGACCAUUCCCCACAAUAAACCCCUCUUCCAAGCCCUCAUCGACGGCUUCAGGGAAGGAUUCUAUUUGUUCCCUGACGGCCGGACCCAAAACCCUGACCUUACUGGACUGUGUGAACCUUCGCCUCAAGACCACAUCAAAGUCACGCAGGAGCAAUAUGAGCUCUACUGUGAGAUGGGCUCCACCUUCCAGCUGUGUAAGAUCUGUGCUGAGAACGACAAGGACGUGAAGAUCGAGCCCUGCGGUCAUCUCAUGUGCACAUCGUGUCUCACUGCCUGGCAGGAGUCGGAGGGUCAGGGAACAGGAUGCCCAUUCUGUCGCUGUGAGAUCAAGGGCACGGAGCCCAUCGUCGUGGAUCCCUUUGACCCCAAGGACAACAGUGGGGGCUCCUAUGGGGGCUGCAGGGGUAUGUUUGGGGCCGAGGGUGCCCCUUCACCCAGCUACGAUGAUGAUGAAGAUGACAGACUAGAAGACCCCCACCUCAUGAUGAGCAAACUGGCCUGCACCAAGGUCGAGCGUCCCCCCUCGCCGUUGUCCCUGACGCCCCAGUCCUCUCUUCCUCCUGUACCUCCUAGACUAGACCUACUUCAGCACAGACCUCCCAACCCUCCUGGAGCCUCCAGCCCAGGCGUCACAUCCAAGGCGGCAUCCCACCACAAAGACAAGCCCCUCCCCCUCCCCCCUGCAUUGAGGGAUCUCCCCCCUCCUCCUCCUCCAGACCGGCCACACUCCACGGGGACCGGUCCAGAUGGACGGAUGCAGAGGCGGCCGUUACCGUGCACUCCCGGGGAGCCUCCCAGAGACAAGCUGCCCCCUGCACCCCCAAACCGGCCCAUGGCUGACUGGAACACCCGGCCUGUUCCCAAGGCUCCCACCUCCACCUCCUCUUCCUGCUCUUCCUCCUCCUCAUCUUCCUCGUCCACCCAGGUGUCCAGUCAGGGAGGAGAUGUUCGAGGAGGCCUCAGAGAACUGUCGAACCGACACUCCCUCCCCCUGGCGCUGCCCUCUGCCCUGGACACACGCACAGACUCACAGAGGAACAACAGCUCCCUCAGUCUGGACCACCAACUGAAUUUUGCAGCAGCAGCCGGCUCCGAGUACGACAACCCCAAAGUGAAGCCCUCAGCCUCAGCCAAUGCCAUCUACUCUUUGGCUACCAGACCACCUCCAGGGCUGAGACCAGUGACAGGAGAGGAGGCCGGCGACAGUGAAGAGGAGUCGGAGUACAUGAUCCCCUCCUCCCGGCCCGUCCUGCCUCUCAUGACGCCCACACCUGCAGGGGAGACACCUCCACUCCCCCGGCCCCCCCAGCCGCAGGCUCUAGCACCCCUGCAGGCACAGACCCAAGCCUGCCCGCUCAACUCACGGCUGGCGCUGACUGAGCUUGAGGAUGGACCUCAGAUGUAUGAAGCCAUGUACAACAUCCAGGCUCAGGCCUUGACCUCCUCUCUGCCUCACCAGGCCAGAGACUCAGACUAUUCUGAGCUGCCUCCUCUGGCGAUGACCAACGGCCCCCGUGAACACGCAGCUGACGAGGGAGAGGAAGAAGAAAAUGGCUAUGACUUCCCCAAACCCCGACUGCCCGUGGCCCCCACCCGACGGACCCUGUCAGAACUGAGCGGGUCGUCCUCCUCAUCCUCAUCCUCUUCGUCAUGCUCAUCCUCUGCUGCCCUCAGCCGACUUUCCCUAGAUGCAGACGCUGGAGCCGCAGCAUCCUUUUCAGAGUCAGUCGAAGCGCCAGAGAGACCUCCCAAGCCCCUGCCCAGACGAAUCAACUCAGAGCGUCGACCCAGCCCCGUCCCACCUGUCCCUGCCCCGCCCAGCGGUGGGCCAGCAGGAGGAGGGUCCAACCCCCAGAUCAGUAGCGAGAUCGAGCACCUCAUGAGUCAGGGAUAUUCUUACCAGGACAUCCAGAAAGCGUUGAUGAUUGCACAAAACAAUAUAGAAAUGGCCAAGAAUAUCCUCCGCGAGUUCGUGUCCAUUCCCUCUACCGCACAUAUUCUUACAUAGCACACUCCUAGUCUCUCUCUCGCACUUUUGUGCUCUUGCCCUAGCUUGGCCCGGCCUGGUUGGGUCCAGGUUGGCGUGGCCUGGUCCAGCCCAGCCCAAAGCCCAUUGCCUGCAGCACCUCCUCCAGUGCUGGCUGUCGCCCGACGCCCCUUGUGGAUUUUUAACUGGCUGUCUCUCUAGCGAGCUCACAGCUACUGUGGGACUCUGUGCCCUGCACUCCAUGCGCUUUCGACAGUGUCUGGCCUUGUUUAAACUGCUACAGCAGGCACCUUCUUUUUCAAGAACAUCUCUGUGGGACUGAGUAAGCGUACGUGGAACGAUUACCGGACACCACACGACGCAAGACUUCUGUGCGGAUCCGAGGAAAAUCGAUUCAUACGUUCCAUUUUGAAGCCUCUUGACGAAAAUGUAACCAACACCUCACAAAUUAAACUAAAAAUGUAAGUGUGUCUAUAUGAAAAUUUAAUAUAUGAGUAAAUAUAUAUUAAAUGUGUGUAAUAUAUACGUACAUUUACAGUAUGUGAAAAUGAUUUCAGCUUCAAAGGUCACUGUUAGUGCAAGCAGUAUGAGUAGACAGGGACCACAUUAAAGGGGGAUGUUUUGACUGGGGGAUGCCUAUCCAGAGGUGCUUUUGUUUCAGAGAGUAGAAUGUGGCGAUGCUCCAGUGAGGAAGAGCCAGGAGGUCUUCCUCAGUAUCACCUGUUUGUCAGCAGCAGUCAGAAGAUAGACAGAAGAGCUUUUGCAGUUUAUUAUGGCCUUGGAUUAAUGACGCUUUGGUACUUUUUUUUCCUUAAGAAAAACAUGUGGUCAUGUGGUAUUUUUCAAAGUAGCAUGACGUCAGUUUUCGGUCCGGACUGUUGGCUGGCAGUGUGUGUCUCUGUAUGUAUGUAUGUGUGUGUGUGUGUGUGUGUGUGUGUGUGUGUCUGUAUGAACACGCAUGCGUGUGUGCGUGUACUUGCAAGGAACCUCGCAACUGCCAGACCUAAUCCUCAAGGCCUGUUCUCCAGUUAACCCCCUCCUCUCAUACAACAUGAAUGUGGAAGCGCAGUACAGUAGUAUACUCCAAUUCAGGCUCCUGCUGUGUAAAUUUACUGCUACUCUAACUCACAUGGCAGGACGUAGUGUAGCUAUAGAGCCUGGCGGUGAGCUCUAGAGGAUGUACUAAUGCUGACAGGCUAGCGUUCUGUGAUACGUGUCGGCUGAAACUCUCCCCUCCCUUCCUCUAACUCAUUGGCUGGUCUGGGCUUUUCUGUCUCCGGCCCAGUCCAAUGUCGUGAAACAAACAAACAAACAAAAAAAAAAACUUGUCAUUGAUUUACUUUGAUAAUAUAUUAUUGUAAUAUGAUCAUAAAUAUUGUUAUUAUAAUUAAUUCAGAAGUGCUUCACUGCUGCUACUAUUGUUAGUGCUAAACAAUUAAGCCUUAAAUGUACAUUUGUGAAUAUUGUGUUUAACCGUCAUCCUGUUCUUUAAAGUGACAGUAUCAUCCGUGUUUCUCCAGUCUGUAAUGUAGCAUACUUGAAAGUACAAAGCAGCUUGUGAAUCUGCAGCCCUCUCAAGCUGACAACUCUUCAGUGUUUUUAAACUAUUUUUUUGAUUCUCUAAAGAUGAUGUCCAGGUCGGAGUCUGCAUAGGAACCAUUAUUUACUUUAGUCGAAGCAAAAAACAUAAAAAAAUUUAAAAAAUGCAUGGGAUAUGGAAAGUAGCCAUUUUGUUAUUAAGGCAGGCGUAUGUUGAUAUCCAUUUUUCUCUCUCCUCUGGAGUGUGCCCCGCUGACAGGGAGCGACCGUGGCGUGGUUGCUAAGGAGUUGUAAACGUAGGCUCAUGGGUUUGCUGGCCCACUCCCAAGUCUACACUUCAAUCAGUAUUUGGGCCCACUGUAAGAACUAACUCAGGAAUAUUGUGUAUCCAAACAAGUGGCGUUCACCUUGGCUGUCCCAACUGGUGUAGACUCCUCAUCUGAGAGUAGAUUAUUGGAGGGAAAAAAAAAACACAAACACACACACAUUGGCAUUGAUAGCAGUCUUUCUGUUACACCCUUUCAUCUACCAGGUGACAUGUAGCCAAAAAAAAAAAAAAAAAAAUCCGUUCAAUGAAGUCACACAAGUAGCCUAAUAACUUGUUUUUGUCAUUAUAACUUGCACAUUUAACUUUUUUUUUUUUUUUUUUUAGUUUGCAUUGUUCACAAGACUAGAGCAGUUUAAUUUUCAGGUACUAUGAAUGAAUGACCGCAAGGAGCUUUGAGGUACAUUGACGUCAGCCUCUCCCAGCAGAUGAAGAAUGUUUUUUUGGGCGGGGGUGUAAAUCCGCAUCAAUAGCAUAUCAGUACUAGCUCACACUGUGCAGUGCUGUCCGUUGACUGGAACAUAUCUCUGUGCCGUCUUGCCAUACUCUAGUUUCUUUUUCUGUUCCUAGUUGCCUUGAGAAACUUAAUGAAAAACUUGUUGAAUGCAUUAUGAUGUGGAUAGGGGCACGGGGGCAGCGACCUCCUUCCCCUCCAAUCAUGAAUACUGUACCAAUGUUGUGUUGAUGUUUCGAGGAAGCAUGUCAUUGUCAUAUUGUCAUGUAUUAUUAUUUACCUUUUCCUCUUUUUUUUUUUUUUUUCUUAAACUCAGUAUACCAAUUUACGCUUUGAUACUGUCACUCUAAAGAAGCCAAUUGUAUAAAGUUACUGAUAUAAAAGAAAUGGCUAUGUUUUAUUUCAUUUUGCAUUCCUGUACAUGUAUUUUGUUCCAAAGGAUUUGUUUACUUAUGUGAAUAAUUCUGUGAGCAGUGCCAUAUGUUUAGGGUUAUUAGCACGUUCGUCACCAUGCGUAGGUUAAGGCCUUGUUUUUGAAGAGAGUGCGUACAGGUAGGUGUCGCUCCGCACCUGUUCAUCUCUGAAGGCAAGUUGAUCCAGUGUUGCUUGUGUCAGUCUGUCCUCUGCCUUGUCACUGGCGUCAGGCCUCAUCGAAGAGGACGAGCGCUGAUCUGUGAAACGGCCUGUGAAACGGCCAGGUUCCUUCACGCUGCCUCAGCCGCAGUUAACCUGGAUCCCGGAUCAGGACUCGUCCUCGGAGAUGCUUGAUGCGUAACCAGCCCGUCAGCAGUAACAACCCCAGUCCUUUUGUUGGGGGUACUUCAUCUUUCUACCAGAAGAGGGAGCUGUUGUUCCAUGUUGCCAUGUCGCUUUUCAUCAGUAAAAGGCAUUUCUUUAACUUUUUGAUGGUUUUUAAAGCUCAUAUCACUUUGGAAGUAUGCACAGUGCUGUUAAUAAAAUGAUAAGCAAAAGCCCUGA
This is a messenger RNA of Myripristis murdjan (pinecone soldierfish), 6182 nucleotides long. RefSeq names its product Cbl proto-oncogene, E3 ubiquitin protein ligase (gene cbl). The record is from RefSeq and is a predicted model, not a curated record. Gene Ontology annotation, molecular function: calcium ion binding; ubiquitin protein ligase activity; receptor tyrosine kinase binding. The transcript is spliced from 16 exons. Bases 1 to 2907 code for a protein of 968 amino acids. NCBI's taxonomy places the organism in Eukaryota, Metazoa, Chordata, Actinopteri, Holocentriformes, Holocentridae. Gene Ontology annotation, cellular component: membrane raft; plasma membrane. Gene Ontology annotation, biological process: cell surface receptor signaling pathway; negative regulation of epidermal growth factor-activated receptor activity.